This is a messenger RNA of Meloidogyne enterolobii, 406 nucleotides long. Lineage: Eukaryota; Metazoa; Nematoda; Chromadorea; Rhabditida; Meloidogynidae. The record is from the annotation of a GenBank genome assembly.
AUGCAUUUAAAAAGUUUUGAGGAUUAUCAGAAAUAUAAUGUUGGGGAUUUUGUUAUGCAAGAUAUAUUUCUUGUCUCAGAACCAAAACGUUAUUUUAAAAGAGAGCGUGAAUUUCAAUUAUUUUUAUUUGAAUCCAACAUUGUUUUUACAAAAAGAGAAGAAUUAUCUUCAAAAAAGACUGGUUAUGUAUUUAAAGAUUCUAUGUUGAUUUUUGAAAAGCUUGGACCUGUUCUAUACUCUGGGUUUGAUUUAUGGGACUGGGCCGGAUUCUGGGCCCAGGAAAUACUGGUCCGGAUCCCAGGCCCAAUAAAAGCCCCAGGGAGGUCAAAAAAUGCCUGGGCCUCGACCUGGGUACAAGAAAAACCCAUGCUUUUGGAGCGAGGCUAAACAAAAAGUCUUUUCGUUU